Molecule: messenger RNA, 297 nt
Organism: Eremothecium sinecaudum
Lineage: Eukaryota; Fungi; Ascomycota; Saccharomycetes; Saccharomycetales; Saccharomycetaceae
Gene: SNN1
Product: Snn1p
Exons: 1
Coding region: 1-297 (98 amino acids)
Source: RefSeq, a predicted model, not a curated record
AUGAAUUUAGAAGAUAUUGAAGCUGCUGGGAUACAUCCAGUAGAAUUAAGUGUCUUUUCUGUUAUAUCAAGCAACCUUGAGGCUAUGUAUCAAGCAGUAAAUGAAUUAAGGGAAUCACAAGCUUUACUGGCAAUGGAAUUCGCAUCGAUACGAGGAGCUUACGAGGAAGAGGAAGCUCUUACCCAAGAAGCAUUAUUGAACGAACAACUGGAAACUGUGGAAUCCUUAGCAAAACGUGUUGAUAAGAUAAAGGAUACAUUGUCAUCGGCAAAGAAGAGGUGCGAAGAAAUGUACUGA